This is a messenger RNA of Brachypodium distachyon (stiff brome), 900 nucleotides long. RefSeq lists its product as uncharacterized. The record is from RefSeq and is a predicted model, not a curated record. NCBI's taxonomy places the organism in Eukaryota, Viridiplantae, Streptophyta, Magnoliopsida, Poales, Poaceae. The coding region runs from base 1 to 378 and encodes 125 amino acids. The transcript is spliced from 3 exons.
AUGGUGCGGGUUCUAAAACUGCGGUUUGGUGCGGCCUGGUUUGGUCCGAUCCCACGAGAUGUGAAUUGGCACUACUCGACCCCGAUAAUCCUUGCUAGGGGUUGCGCCCGCGCCGCCGCCGUCGCUCGGGCGCUCCAUCGCCCACUGCCACCGGCCGCCCUCCAAGAAGUCCGCCCUUCCCCGUCCCCGCCUCCUGACCUUCUUCGCCGCCUCGCGGUAAGGGUUGCGCUCGCCGCCGCCUGCUUCCUCGCGAAGCUCCACGGCUGGCUGCCCUCCAAGAAGUCCGCCACCGUUUCCCCAAGGCCAGAUCUGAAGGAUAUUCUCAACGAUUACUUGCUUGCAUGCAUGUCUGGUCAGGUGUAUAUGAAGGAGAGCUAAAUUGAAUCCACUAUUCUCUAGCACAGUCAAUGCUUUUAGCUUGGCGAUGAUUUUAGCUUCAAUGUUUUUGCUUGGCGAUGAUUUUAGCUUCAGACCUGGAAAUGCUACAAGCAUGUACUGGACUUGUCGAUAUAUUCAAACUAUCUCAAUUUGGUAGGAUUUAUACAGGGACUUGUUCUUUUAUCAUUUGAACCAGCUCGCAUUGUCUUGCAUCAUCAUGAAUGCAGCACAACUUUCUUCCCCUAUCUGAAGUGAAGGCCUGUACCCCAAUCAGUGUCAUGGUCAUGGAGUUCAGCCCUUCUUGUGGUUACCAGUGUCAUUGGAGCUUGCGCUGCUUGAUAAUGACUUUGGAGCAGAGAAUGAUCAUCUAGAUUAAUUGUAAAGUUGUUUUCUCUUAGAUGUGUUUUAUUUCUUCCGUUUUGGACCUGUAUAAUGAUUUUUUGCCUCCGUUAAUGCAUCUGGGGAUAUUGCUUUGAAUGUUUAUGGGCUUGUUUGCAGAUGCUAUUUAAGAUUAAUUAAUCA